Messenger RNA from Macrosiphum euphorbiae (potato aphid), 1005 nucleotides. The record is from the annotation of a GenBank genome assembly. Lineage: Eukaryota; Metazoa; Arthropoda; Insecta; Hemiptera; Aphididae.
AUGCAAAAUUGGUUAGAAUUCCAAGCGGUUGUCAUGGCCGCUGGCAAAGGGUCCCGGAUACCCGAGAUGACGGCUACGAAACCAAAGUGUCUGUUGCCGGUCGGAAAUAAGCCGAUGAUAUACUAUCCGCUUAAGCUUCUAGAGAACGCCGGGUUCAGAGAUACAAAAAUAAUAGUAGCAGAUAACUAUGCUAAUUGGGGUACAGCUGAUUCUCUCCGACAUAUCUCUGAUUAUAUCCUAACCGAUGUCAUCAUUCUUAGUUGUGAUUUAAUAACUGAUGUUGAUUUACACCAAGUCUUAAAUAUCUACAGAAAUAAUAAUGCGUCCUUAGUAUCUUUGUAUUUUUCACCAUCGCAGGAUGAACAAUGUGUUUUUACUGUACCUGGCCUUAAAUCAAAGAAUAAGUUUGAAAAAGAUAUUAUUGGAUACGAUUCAAAAACGUCUAGACUAUUAUUAAUGGCUUCAGCUUCAGAUUAUGAAGAAACUAUGCCAAUCAGUAGUUCAUUGCUAAAUAAGUGUUCAAAUUUGAAACUUUGCUCAAAAUUAUUAGAUUCCCAUAUGUAUAUUAUGAAACGUUGGCUAGUUAACUAUCUUGUAAAAGAUGUUAAUAUUUCAACCCUUAAAGGAGAGCUACUUCCAUUUGUAGUGAAAAAACAACUAUCAAAACAUUGUAAAAACAUUGAACCAAAUGAAAAGUGUAUUGAAGAUGAAGAAGAUGAAAAACCUGAUAUAUUUAACAUAUCAAAAGAAUCUGAUAUUGAAACUAAAAUUCGUUCAAUGUCUUGUUUUGGUAAUACAACUAACUUUGAAGAGAUGAUUAAAUGUUAUGCUUGUGUGAUUGAUUCAAAUAUUGGAAUACGCGCGAACACUUUGUAUGAUUAUUGUAGAGUCAAUAAAAUUAUUCACCAGUUAAACAUUCCUUUAGGGGAAGAAAAAGAUAAAGUUUCACCUGAAGCUGAAAUUUUAUCAAAUCAAUUUGACAAGGAGACUUGUUUGUUGGCCUAA